This is a messenger RNA of Prunus dulcis (almond), 978 nucleotides long. RefSeq lists its product as uncharacterized. The transcript has 3 exons. Bases 1 to 978 code for a protein of 325 amino acids. The record is from RefSeq and is a predicted model, not a curated record. NCBI's taxonomy places the organism in Eukaryota, Viridiplantae, Streptophyta, Magnoliopsida, Rosales, Rosaceae.
AUGGAGGAAUCUUCGCAAGCUCAAUCCACCAAUCUGCCUCAUGGGCAGGGCAACCAAGGAGGUCAACUUCUUCAAGUCGACGAGGAAGUCAACCAUCCCUGCCUGAAUCAUGGGGGUCGCCAACGUGAUUGGGAGGUGGACCAAGCAAACUCUACGCCUUUGACUACCGAGAUCGAGCAAACUGCUCCCCAAAAGACAUUCUCAACGCCUUCAUUCACACAUUUCAAAGGGGAUUCCGAUCCUGAGAGCCAUCUAAAGCACUUCAAAAGUAUCAUGAUCUUCUACAAGGCUAAUGACGUGCUGAUGUGCAAGGUGUUUGCAAUGACUUUGCUAGGAGUAGCCCAAGACUGGCUCCACACCCUGCCAUCUGGGUCAAUCAGCAGCUUCGAGGAGCUAGUUUACGUCUUCAACAAAGAAUACACUUUUUACAGGACAAUCAAGAAGAACCCUGAUCACCUGUUCAACCUGCAAAAGAAGCAUGAUGAAUCCCUCCGGGAUUACAUCAAGAGGUUCAAAGCAGAACGGCAAACAUCAUUGGAUGUGACGACUAAAUCGCGUCAUCGGCCUUCAAGAGGGGCUUGCCAAUUGAGUGACGAUGAUCGGACCGCAGCAAAGAAAGCUGCCAAGCAAGCUGAUCAACCGGUUAAGCAGGCAAGCCAAAGAAACGACAUGAUAAAAGACAAGGAUAGAGGCAAGCGCGGAUUACAGCCUCAGAGAGGUGCUCUAAUAGCCGACAACCAUACCAUGUCCACUGUCCCAAUACACCAGAUCUUAGCCCAAGUAAAGAACAAGCAUUGGUUGAAGAAACCAUCACCUUUGAAGGGAAACCCAGCUAAGAAGGAUACCAGUAGAUACUGCGAAUUCCAUGAAGGGCACAAUCAUUACACAAAUGACGGCUUCGCCUGGAAAAAGCACCUCGAAGAAUUGAUCGGAGACUGCCAUUGCACGGAAUUCAUCGCAAAGGGGGCUAUCCAGUAA